Molecule: messenger RNA, 2136 nt
Organism: Penicillium taxi
Lineage: Eukaryota; Fungi; Ascomycota; Eurotiomycetes; Eurotiales; Aspergillaceae
Product: Mis6 domain protein
Exons: 3
Coding region: 1-2136 (711 amino acids)
Cellular component (GO): kinetochore; nuclear body; cytosol
Source: RefSeq, a predicted model, not a curated record
AUGGAUAGCAGCUUGACUGAUGCAAUUGAGCAUUUGGAAGCCACUGCAUUUGUUCCGGCCAAACAACGAUACACAGAUGUUGGGAAAUUGGUCAACACAAUUGCGUCGGUCGCGUAUGAAAAUGGCAUUCCACAGAAUAUGCUAGGCCGAAUUUUGAAGAUCUUGACAGUGAAAAACAACCUUGACCAGGGUACGAUCACAAUUCUAAUCAAGAAUUUGUACCCGCAAGAGAGAGUCGCGUCCGAACAUGUCAACCAUAUUGUUUGCUGUCUGGGACCCAGCAAGUUCAAACCAAGUCCAGCAACCCAGGCUCUACUUGUACGCUGGUUGAUACUUGCAUAUGAUCUCUUGCAAGAUAGAACACAUCUCGGCAAGUUAUAUGCUGUUCUGUUCAAUCAUUUAGAUAUGAUCAGCCUGCGCAAGUCACUGUGUCAUGUACUCUCCAUGAUUACCCGCCGAAAACAUGUCAAGCCAUUCCGCAUACAAGCCUUGAUGGACCUGGUUCAAAGGAAUAUUGGCGAUGAAAAAGAAAUCAUUAGCCUGCUGAGCACUUACAAGAAUUACUACCCCGAUAUCAUUACGGGGGAUGUGAGUGGUUCUAGAAGAAGUUCCUUGUUCUUCAAGCAUCCCGACCUCGACUGGUCAAGUCAUGCAAGGAUGUUGCAGUCCCAAAAUAUGGAGAGAGUACAAGCAACGCAGGGAUCUAGCUUCCAAGUCCUCCACCGGGGCGCAAUUAAAAGAAGCAAGAUCGAAGUUGUGGUCCCAGUUUUACAAACAUCUCGAGUGUCGAAGAAGCACGCCUCACUGGAAGAAAUUCGUGACAUAAGUUAUUUCGUCGAAAAUAUUGACAAGAUUGAGUUGCCAAAUCAGCUUAUCUCGAUGCUUGAAAAUGGCAUGGCGCAGAAGUAUCUCCACUUGGUGCAAUCAAAAGAUGCAAAUCACCGCCUGGACGAAUGGCUGAAAACUUUUUUGAAGGAUCAGCUUGAGCAAAUCCAUGAUGGCCAAGAAGACGAACCAGAAGUUUUGUCUUAUAUCUUAAGCCUUGUUUUAGGCUAUUCUAUUUAUACAAAGAAACUUUUACCGCCUGUGAGAUCUUUUUUAGAAUCAUAUCUAAAAAUUUGGAAUGGGCGAGAUAAUCGCGAGCAGGUGCUUCGGUUGCUCCAGUUCAUCCCAAUCGAAUCUUACGAUUCUCUUCGUCGCAACGUGUUUUUGCCAAUGGAGUCUGCUCUGCUAGAUGUUCAUCUCAGCUCAAGAACGGACUUGCUUGACUUUUACUCAUCAUUGAUUUACGAAUGGAGUGUGGAACUUCGAACUCAACCCUCGAUAUCUGAGGAAUCAAUUCCUUUAAGUAAAGUUAUCAAGCAUGCAGAGUUAUUGGCCGCCACAAUUUCGGAACUUGUACCCCUUGACCACAUGAAGGCACACGAACCGGUCGUUUCAUCCAUUCUCCGAUUCUACAAAUGUCUCGUCAAUAUUUUCUUGCACGCAUCAAAGAUUGGUAGUAUCCGUCUUGCCGUCCCUCCGCCGACAACAAUCUACACGCUUGUCUUCAUACCGAACAUUUUCACCAUAUCCACCCUGAACUCCAUCCUGGCAGGCUACAAGUUGGCGUUUGAGACGUCCCGCGCCUCCCAACUCAUUCCUAGGCCAUCAUACGACCCAAAAAUCGCGAAUCAACUCAAUGGCUAUGUCAUGGAUGUUUGUAAUCUUCUAUGGCGAAACCGCGCUUUGAACCCAGAAGAUGAUAAUGCUCAUGGGUGUCUCAUACCAGCAUCAAGUGUCACGGCUUUAACUCAACACGUUCGUCAAGUGUAUGAGGUGGCCCGGCACUAUGACCGGGAAACAGCCUUCAAUGUUACAAUUUCUACAAUAUUUUCGCUCAGCCACCACGCUGCAUUUUGCAAUUUCUCUGCUGCGUGCUUUGAAGAUAUUGAAGAAGACCAAAAAAUCUCUGGUCAACAGUCUCGGCUCAGAAAGCCCGUCACUCAGAAGGCCUUGCAGGCUUUGGAGCAGGAAGGUGGCGCCAAAAUCACAUGGCAAGAAUAUCGAGUGCAAAUGCUGAACUGGCUGGAUGCUGUUGGCACUCGGGGCACAACUGAACUUAUGAGGAGUACUAUUAAAAACUUGCAGAAGUAA